UACCAUCAUCUUGAUCGUAUACUACAUCUCAGAGUUCCACAAGAUAUUGACGGACAGACGACUGCAACCUCCUUCAGCCCGGUAACACCUCGCAUCUCCGUGCCAUGACCGGCGAGGCCGAGCCAAGGACAUGCGACGCUCACUCUCGACCACGGCCAACACCUCGCACGACAAGGACGAACCUCUUGUCCAGAUCACGGUCAAGCCCACGAGAUCCUUCUUCUUCUCGGGAGAACUGUUCGAGGCGAUCAUCACUAUAGAAAAUGUGCGAACGAAGAAUGCACGUCAGGGCGGGACGAGUUCGGGGUCGAGGAUGGCCGUUGACCGAGCUAGGGCGAGCAUCGAUGUGUUUGCCCAAAAGGAUGGGGCAGGUUACGAGCCACGUCGGUCGUCGGCUGUGGAAUUAGGACCUCGACGUCUAGGGAUGAUAGGGAAACAGGACCAUGGUGAUGACCAAGAGGUCGAUCUGCCUGCGAAGUCAGGACCUGUCACGUCAUUACCUGUCACACCUAAGAAGAAGUCGCAACUCGGCGGAAGGAGUCAGAGUAUGGAUUUCACCAACCUGAAUGACCAGACCAAUGGCUCAAUUCCUUCUUUACCUGCAGGCAGUGCGAUCCCGCGAUCACACCCGCAUGCCAGACAGAUCUCCAUAGCCACACUACCUCCCUCGCCCGCUCGAUCCGCGUUUGGCGAUGGAAUAACCUCGCCGACAUCUCCAGGAGCUUCGAGCCCUAUCGCUCGUACCCCUGGUCUUGAACGCAUAGACGAGUCCGAGACGGGCCGACAAGAGAUCAAUGGGGUUUCGGCAGGAGAUGGUAACGGCGAUGGCAUAGAAAAGCCAGAGAUGCAAAGAAACGGCUCGUCGUCAUCAGAAGUCUCUGCGACGAGCGCUGCCACUUUUGGCCUUUCACGGUUAUCUUUCGAUGCAAACAUUCCUCGGACGCACCGACAAUCUUCUUCCUUCUCCCGGUCGGCAUCGGCAUUACGUCUUCAGACCGCAACCCUGGACGACGGUUCACUCACAGUCUUAUGGGCUCAGACCCGACUCGUCGGUCGUUUCACACCCUCUUCAGCCUACAUCCCCCCAGACCCUUUGCUUCCCCUGAAAUCCCUCAUGCUACAUCAACCCGUCGGUUCGGGCUCAUUACCCUCCUUCUCCCCCUCCGCCGGUCAAAGCGCUACUUCCCCGACGAGUCCUGCGUUAUCGCGGAGCAGUUCCCGGUGGAACCUGUCGUUCGGGACGGGGACCCUUGCUGGACAAGGCGAUCCCACCUUGACGGGCAGUCUCUGGGGACUGGCAAAAGGGCUCAUAGGGAGCGGGUCUGGGGGCAGCUUAGAAGAAGAGCGGAGAAAGGUCUGGAACAGCCGAGAAUUGCCCGUGUUGGAGAGUAUGAAGAGUCUGCUUGGGGUCGAGAUCAGGUUAGGACCCCUGGAGAGUCGAUCCUUCACGUAUAAGUUGGAAUUGCCUGAAACACUAGCCCCGACUUUUCGCGGAAAAGCAUUACGGUUCGCCUACGAGCUAUCCUUGUCCCUCAAUAUCGCCUCUUCCGGGUAUGGGGCCUCGGCGAAACAGAAGAUUCACGAGGUCACAGUGCCCAUCAGAGUGUUUCCUUCCGUGAACGAUACCGGCCGGCCUGGUAUCUACGAUAUCUUGGACCCCAUUGUGCACAAGAGAGAUCAGGGAAUCGUUACGGAGCCUAACGAGAAGUCUCAUGCGGCCAUCCCAGGCCAGUCAAGGGAUCGACAGCAAGACCUUGUUCGCCUUCAACAAUAUGCACAAAGAUUGACUGACGUAAACGCGAACCUGCCUAUUCCACCGGAUGAGACCGAUGUCGAGAAGGCGUCCGAUGAGGAAAGGCUUUCCGCGGACGACUCUAUAACAAGACACAUUAGGUCUUCAAAACCGGCACAUUUCGACAUACACAAGCAUGGAGAGCCGGUCGCAGAAAUUGAUCUCGCUCGAUCGGCAUAUCGAGCUGGGGAACCUAUCACCGGCGUUGUCAAGGUCAAUGAAGACGGUUGGCGAUUGCAGGUUCUCAAGGUUGCUGCGACACUUAUCACAGAAGAAGUCAUCCCAGAAUCUCUACUGCCUCCUUCUCCGAUGCACGGGGACGUCGUUCAACCCAAUUUGCGAAGAACGGUAGCCAACGAUAGCAAUGGCUUUGUUUCCCACCUCAAUCGACUCAACUUCCGAUUAGACAUUCCCCUCGAUGUCACACCGUCGACUGCUCUAAAGGCUGGACCGGAAGGUCAUCAAGGUGGAGUCAACUGGCUCAUCCAGGUUCACUUCCUCAUGCGGAAAAGAUGGACGCGGCAUCAUCGCCAUUCUUCCUCUGUGCCGGUGCGAGUCGACGAUUCACCUCUGCCAUCACCGGGACUCGGACGCGCAAACAUAGACAAACCCACAGACAGGACCGAAGUCGUUCAUUGUACCAUCCCCGUCAUCAUAUACCCUGGGCAACGACAUGUUGAGCCCGUAGGACAGGUCGUAGUACUUUCCAGUCAAUGAAACUGUGUGCGAG
Molecule: messenger RNA, 2522 nt
Organism: Filobasidium floriforme
Lineage: Eukaryota; Fungi; Basidiomycota; Tremellomycetes; Filobasidiales; Filobasidiaceae
Product: Rgp1-domain-containing protein
Exons: 5
Coding region: 131-2509 (792 amino acids)
Biological process (GO): retrograde transport, endosome to Golgi
Cellular component (GO): Ric1-Rgp1 guanyl-nucleotide exchange factor complex; Golgi membrane
Source: RefSeq, a predicted model, not a curated record